Molecule: messenger RNA, 2241 nt
Organism: Biomphalaria glabrata
Lineage: Eukaryota; Metazoa; Mollusca; Gastropoda; Planorbidae
Exons: 5
Coding region: 212-667 (151 amino acids)
Source: RefSeq, a predicted model, not a curated record
UUAGAGUAUUAGACUAAUCAGAUAAGAUACACUACAUUGUACAAGUAACAAGGUAUCUACACAAUCUACUACAUAGAUCUAGAUCUAUAAUCUAUAUAGACUCUAGGACACACUAGGUCUAGUAUUUAGUAGUAUAGUUGACAUAAAUCUAGAGAUACAGACCUAACUCUAACAGUGUUAGAAUCUAGUAACACUUAAACACAUUAAAAAAAUGCCAAGAAAAGAUUUGAUAGCAAUUGAUGGGAGUGAUCAAGCUCAAUAUGCUUUUGACUGGUACCUAAAAAAUAUGUAUAGAGACGGUGAUUCAGUGGUUAUUGCUCAUGUGGCUGAAUACAACAUUGAUAUUGGCAUACCCGGUCGUGGUGCUGAUGUUGAAGCUAUAUGUGCAGCUGUUAAAAAGAAGAAUGAUGAAAUUGGAUAUUUGACUGACACAUUUAUGAAUACUUUGAGAGCAAAGCAUGUGCCUGCCAAGCUUCUGAAUUUGCAAGGGGAAAAGCCUGGAGAGGUAAUUGUCAAAGCUGCUAAAGAUGAAAAUGUUUCAUCUAUUGUCUUGGGCACUCGUGGCUUGGGCACAAUACGUCGAACAUUGCUAGGGAGUGUGAGCGAAUAUGUUGUACACCAUGCUUCGUGCCCUGUUACUGUUGUCCGCCUUCCUAAUAAUAAUUAGACUCCUUGAAAUAUUAUAUUGUUAUUUUUGUUUACACUUACUUAAACUAUUUUUAAAAAUCUACUUGUUGAAUAUGAACAGACAUAUUGCACAAAACAUGCAUUUUUUAAAAACUCAAUUAUGUAUUUACAAGGCAUGAGACAUUGCACAUUUAUUUUUAUUUCUAACUUUCCUUUAAACAAAUUUUUUACUGAGAUGUAAUUAUCUCGUAUUAUUUAAAAUAUAUUAAAUCAAAAAUAAUUAGCUGUAUCUACUUUAUAUUGCUACGAAAGCAUCCAUUGAGCUUUACAGCAUUUUUGUUUUAUUUAAUUCUUUGCUUUAAAGAUCAUUGGGUCUUAUCAUGAGAAACAUUUUCUUAUUUUUUCUUGUUAUAAACUAAAUUAUUCCAGAGAGCUGACAUAAGCCAUUUUUUGUCUUUUCAUGAAAAAUGACAUUUAACUUGCAUUUACUUUAGAAAAAUCUUUUAUUUUUUAAUUGGCAUUUAUUUCUGUCCAUUUUUUUUAAUUUUUUUUUUUUGUUGUAAAAAAUAAAACAUUUAAUGCAAUGUUUUUUUACUAUCUUUUAUGCUUUUGCGAUGUUUUGUGUGAAUGUUACAUUGAAACAUUAUAAUUUAUUGCUGCUUACCAACAUGAAUGCUUUAUAGAACCACCAAGAACAAUUUAGUUUUGGGCAUUUUUAAGCCUAAAAGCACAAAUAUGGUUUUGAACAUUCCAAUUUAAUUACCAGCAUUUAAACUGCAUUUAUUUCAUAAUAUACCACAAAAUUUGAACCACUACUCACUGUUUUAAUGCUGGUUACUUUUUAAAAUUUCCACUUAGUAGCUUCAGUUAUAGGCCAACUGUGAUCUGGAACUUGUUCCAUUGCUAGAGAUUUUAGACUGUGAUUACCACAAAAUAUUUUAUAUUCAGAUCUGAUUUAUGUUCUGAGGUCACAUGAUUUUUUUUUUACUACCUUUGUUAAUUCUUAUUUUCCAUUGGAAUGUCUGUAAAUUCAGAUGAAGCAACUAAGAAGUGUGUGUGUGUAUAUAUAUAUAUAUAUAUAUAUAUAUAUAUAUAUAUAUAUAUAAUGUUGUAGAAAAUAGGCAAUAUAUAAACAGAACAAAAUAUAUAUAUACAUGUAUGUUUUUACUUUUUGACUCAGUUUUGUUUUUAUGUUUACAAAAUAUAUGUAUUUAAUUCAUGAUCAAGAUUAUGUAACAAUACCUGAAAAAACAUGGUGUGGUUGGUGGUUGAUUGGUAAAGAGCUUGGUUUCUGAAUCAAUAGGUCUUGAGUUCAAAUUCAUAAUAAUGACUGAACUUUGAAAUUUUUAGGAACACCCCUGAUAUUAGUUUGGUGGGAAAGGUGGUUGGUUGUUGUGCUGGACACAUGACACCCUUGUUAACAGCUGGCCAUAAAAUCAAUAAAUGGCACUUAUGACGAGCCAGUUACAGCCUUUUUAAUACAAAUGUGAACUUUAGAACUUUAUUUUAAGGACUGCACACAUUGAGAUGUCCACUAGUAGUUCUCCAAUGUUUGAAUCAUGGUUAGAUUUAUUUUUCCACAUUCUGAGUCCUAAUAAACUAUAUUAUCAAGUU